Metschnikowia bicuspidata var. bicuspidata NRRL YB-4993 is the source of this 1419-nucleotide messenger RNA. It is a transcript of the gene YKU80, whose product is annotated as ATP-dependent DNA helicase. The record is from RefSeq and is a predicted model, not a curated record. Lineage: Eukaryota; Fungi; Ascomycota; Pichiomycetes; Serinales; Metschnikowiaceae. Gene Ontology annotation, biological process: double-strand break repair via nonhomologous end joining; cellular response to X-ray; cellular response to gamma radiation. Gene Ontology annotation, molecular function: telomeric repeat DNA binding; double-stranded DNA binding. Gene Ontology annotation, cellular component: Ku70:Ku80 complex. The transcript has a single exon. Bases 1 to 1419 code for a protein of 472 amino acids.
AUGUUUCCGGAGAGCACGGUGGUCCCGGUGGCCGAGGCCGCAACGUUGUGUUGGCAGCACCCGGCGAUCCGCAAAACCAGGCCCGUGGCCUUGUACAUGGGCGACAUGCGGCUCGGCUCCGACUUUGCCCGCGUCUUGGACGACACCUCCUAUAGCGCUCGCACCGACGACAGCUGUGUGGCGUUCCGCGUGGAGGUCCAUGCCGCGGCAAGGGCCGACACGCACCUGCUGGAUAUGCACGAGUACCUAGUGGACUCGGACCUUUCCAUCGCCAAGGUGGACCAGGCAUCAGCCCACUUUGCGUGGGAGCAGGGGCCCGCGCCAGACGCCAAAACCACCGGCGCACCGCCCGCCACCGACACGCCGCCUGCCACCGGGGCGCCGCGCAAGGUGCCGGUGGCUCUGCGCUCGCUCACGCCGGCGUUCAAGUUCUCCAACUUCGACUUGGUGGCCUUGGACCCGGGCUUGCAGCGCGCAGCGGCGUUGCAGCUUUUCUCGGCGCUCGAUGUCUUCGGCUUCAUCCCCGAGCGCCGCGUCUCGCCAGAGCUUCUCACGGGAGAGGCGCUCUACGUGACGCCCGACAAGGCGUCGUCCGUGAAAAACACCCUCGGUUUCCAGGCCUUCUGCGACGCGUUGCGCACUCGGAAGCUAGCUGCGCUCUGCCGCUUCGUGCGCAAGCAGGAGAAGGAAGUGGAGGUGGGCGUGGCGUACGCGGUGCGGGUCAAAAGCUCCCUAGGCCACACCAGCUGCUUCGUCUUCGUGCGCUUGCCGUACCGCGAGGACGAGAAGAUCGGCCGCUUCCCCCUGCUUUCGGGCCCUGCAGAUGCGGCCGAGCCCCAGCCGCCCGCUGCGGCCCUGUUGAUGGACGCGUUCGUCAACGAGAAGACCUACGAGAGCGACCACGAGCUGUCCGAGGAGCUGGCGUCCCACGACGUGGCGCUCAUUGACAACUUCAAGGUCACCAUGAAGACCGGCGACAGCUCCAAAUUGCCGCGACCGCCCGUCCGCAAGGGCUACGACCCGUUCAUAUGCUCGUCACCCUCGGCCGCCAGGCACCAGGCACACAUGCGCCAGAUCCUCCUACGCUCUCUCGGCGCCGCCGACUGGGUGCGGCACUUCGACAACCCCCGCUUCGUGGCCGACAACUUGCGGGGCCUGGCCCUGUCCACCAACUUCUUCAACUUGCGCAACUGCCUAGCGGUGAACUCGCAAGCGCUGCGCCCCGACUGGCUCUUGGACUUGGCCCGCAAAUCACACGACUCCAGCAAACGGCUCGCCUCCGAGUUGGGCUGCACAUACGUGCGCAAGGCCGACUCGAAGAAGGCAAAGACCCAAGCCAGCGCGGCGCAUCUCCGCCAGAAAGGUAACUACGGCGCAGACGAAGGCGACUACGACGAAAUCCCGGAUUUUGGGUUCUGA